Chara braunii is the source of this 2764-nucleotide messenger RNA. Lineage: Eukaryota; Viridiplantae; Streptophyta; Charophyceae; Charales; Characeae. The record is from the annotation of a GenBank genome assembly.
UCGGAGGUGAGCACAUAAUUAUUUAAGUUAAGAGAAGGGGGCGAGCUUUGAGAAUGAAUGGGGAGGGUGCAGCAGAGGGAGGGAGAGAGGAGAUCCAUCCCCCCCUAGACCGCUGGAAACAAAUUUUUGGACCAUGGAGGACAGAACAAGACAAUCGAUUGGUCAAUGCUAUGACGAGGGGGUGGUUUAGUUAGUAGACAACGUGGGAGAGGUAGUGAUUGAUGGGAGAGGGAAAUGCGCUUCCCUCUCCCAUCAAUCACUACCUCUCCCACGAAGGACAGGGAGGAUCGAGACUUCGAGACCCCAGGGUGCGGAGGGCGAGGAGAGGACAAAGUGCAGAACCGACAAGUAUUCCAAUUACGAUAAGAGAAGAGGAGCAGGGAAAUGCACAAGGGGAUUGGAGGGGGAACCAAUCUGGCCUGUCCUCCUCCUCAAGAUCGAGGGUGGAGAUGGGAAGUGAGUUUGUUGGGGACGACCGUUCACUGGGGGGCACUGGAUUCCUACAGGCAGAAGGCUCAGAAUCAUCAACUGGAAGCUCAGGAGCUGCACAAGCACGGGGAGAGGGAGAUUCGGACACAUCAAGUAAACAAGAAUACAGGUCCCAACAGAGACGGGAUCCAAGACCAAUUGAAAGGAGGAUGGUCUCACUUGUCUGUGCAAUGGCAGGCAGCUCUCCUUUCUUCUUGGGGUUGACGCAGGUGAACGGGCGGCCAUACAUACCAUCUGUGACUACGACAAAGUCGCCACUUCCAGGGGAGAUUGUGACUCAAACGAAGUUCCUCUUUGGGGAUGUAUUUCCAAUUAGGAUCAUCCCACGAUCAGUGAUGGUAAGCUGUGUGGUGCCAUUGGAGGAAAGGAUCUUGAAAUUUUCUUUUCCUAUCUUGGAUGCCAGGUUGGACACCGCUACUGCAGAAGCUAUGACCCAGGCAGGGGUUAAAUGGUUCAACUUGGAGGCAGUGAAGGAGGAGAAUAGUCAUGAGCUGGAGGCAAUAGCGGUGUCAGAGAAAGUCUCGGCGCUGAUACUACUGCAGGUCAAUGAGAAGCUGCCUUCCAGACAAAACCUGCAAUCCAAGUUCACACUAGAGGCACUAGUGGACAGCUGGCGCGCAGCUACUCAGUCUAGCAGAUCGGGUAGCAGUGGACGGCGAAGCCCGAUGCACCAGUCUCCGACAGGCCCAAUGCCCAGGGACCGAGAAGAGGUUAUAAGGCGUAGACUGGACUACUGCUUAGUGGGCAAAGGACUGACACAGGCGGUGACGCAUGUGUACCAGAAGCCCCAUCCGCUGUCGGAUCACAAACCAGUGAUCAUGGACCUUGCAUCGGUGGGAGAGGGAGGAAGAGGGCGUGGUUAUUUCAAACUGAACGCGCAGAACUUGGAGGAUCCGGGGUUAACCUCCUGGGUUAAAGAACACAUGGAGUUGUGGACGCUGGUCAAACCACAGUUCACUUCAACAGCGGAAUGGUUAGAUGGGGGUCUGGCCGUGAUCUCAGGGGUAAUGGAUGUGAGCUCCAGGAUUCUAGCACGAGAGCGUAACAGAGAAGAGGACCAAUGCAGGAGGGUUGAAGAGGCAGAGAGGAGACUGGAGAUGCACCCGAUCUCAGAGUUAGUUUGGGCAAAGGAGAGAGAGAGCAGGUUGGCUGCCUGGGAGAAAGUACAGAUGGAGAAACAGCUAAGAUGGGAAGAGCUGUUGAAAAUAAAGGGUCUGCUGGUAGACGACAAAAUGACAAAGGAGAACUUCCAUAAGCUACUCCCAAGUACUUCCUUUCAGCAAGUGGUACGGCUGAUUCACCCUUUCGAUUGGGGAGCGCCAUCGGCUACCUCACAGGAGGACAUGCUCGAGUACGCGAAGGUCUACUACGCGGACAUUCUUACAACCAGGCGCUGUCAGGACACUGCAGACUCAGAUCUCUCUCAGGAAUUGGACAUGUGGGAAGAUACCACAGUCCAAAUGGAGGAGGUGGAUCGGCUGGCAUUAGACAGACCAAUCACAGAGGAAGAGUUGAAGCAAACUCUCAAGGUGAUGGCUUCUGGGAAGUGCCCGGGAAGAGAUGGGUUGACAGUGGAGUUCUACCGGGCCUGUUGGGAAGCGAUGGGGCCUGCGCUAGUAGAAGUGUACAAUGAAGUCUUGAUUGGAGGGAAACUGGGAGGGGCUAUGACGCACGGGGUUAUUUUGGUCAUGUUCAAGAAAGGUGAUAAGGCAAACAUUAAGAACUACCGGCCUAUUUCGGUUCUUAAUGUUAGCUGCAAGAUAUUGGCCAAGGCGCUGGCGCUCUGGUUGGGGGGGAUCCUCCCAAAAUUGGUAGAGAGAGAUCAGGGAGCAUUUGUACAGGGAAGAUCUAUCUUUGUCAACAUCUUGACGGCCAUUGAGAGUAUUGAAGUAAUUCAGGGAGAGAACNUUGUACAGGGAAGAUCUAUCUUUGUCAACAUCUUGACGGCCAUUGAGAGUAUUGAAGUAAUUCAGGGAGAGAACUUGGAUCUAGCGAUACUUCUACUGGACAUGGAAAAAGCCUACGACCGGGUCAGUUGGCCUUUCGUGCUGACGACAUUGAAGAAGCUAGGAUUUGGUCAGGGAUUCUGCAGAAUCAUUCAUGAAAAAGAGGUUGACCUCGGAAUUCUGGGAUACAGUGAGAAAGGCAUGGCUGAAGCAACCACUGGAGGAAAGGGAGCCUCCGAGGACUAAAGAGGAGGUGCUGCGGCAGGGAUUGUUCGAAAAUUAUUUUAUUGUGAACGAGGAGGGAGUGAGCUUUCGGGCCAAUGGGUCCU